Molecule: messenger RNA, 543 nt
Organism: Melampsora larici-populina 98AG31
Lineage: Eukaryota; Fungi; Basidiomycota; Pucciniomycetes; Pucciniales; Melampsoraceae
Exons: 4
Coding region: 1-543 (180 amino acids)
Source: RefSeq, a predicted model, not a curated record
AUGGCGGCUGUGGAGGCCAAACGUGCUUUCAAACAAGCGCAUUCUCCCCUCCUGCCUGAUGUUCCUCCGGCGAUCACCUCUUCGCAACGUUCACAGAUGGCCCGGAAGGCCUUUGAUCAAUCGCAGCUAUCUCAAUUGCCGCUGGCUAGUCAGGGUGAUGGGGUUGAAAGCGUUCAAGCCUCACAAGCCGAACCAGAGCCCAAAGAGCCUACGCGUGAUCCCCUAACCUUGCGUCUGCGUGUCAAGCGACCAUUACCCAAGUCCAGUCCAAUUAAAUCCCCGCCGGUCUCACCUCCAAAGCCGAAAAAAGUGCUAAAACAUGAGAGCAGUGUUAAGGUCAAGCCUAAGGGAAAGGGCAAGGCUAAAGGCAAAAAAGUCAAAGUCUAUUUUUUUUUAUUAUUGUUUCAGACUGUUAUACAAGGAUUGUUCUAUGCUGGUGAUCAUGAUCGUGGUGCCUAUAAUACUUCAAUACCACCUGAAUCAUUGAGACCUUCAAUGAACAAUGCGAUCAUCAUACCAUCAACAAUCCAGGAUUACUUUUAA